Molecule: messenger RNA, 9413 nt
Organism: Neolamprologus brichardi
Lineage: Eukaryota; Metazoa; Chordata; Actinopteri; Cichliformes; Cichlidae
Source: RefSeq, a predicted model, not a curated record
CACAGCCAGCCUCGGCACACAGACGCUGUACGAGCAUCACCGUGUGAACACUAACCAUGGCUGAAGGAGGAGAAGGCGAGGAUGAAAUCCAGUUCUUGCGCACUGAUGAUGAAGUGGUCUUACAAUGCUCAGCUACAAUCCACAAGGAGCAACAAAAACUUUGUCUUGCUGCUGAAGGCUUUGGGAACAGACUCUGCUUCCUCGAGUCCAUUUCAAACUCCAAGAAUGUACCUCCAGAUCUGUCAAUCUGCACUUUUGUGCUGGAGCAGUCGCUGUCUGUACGAGCCCUGCAGGAGAUGCUGGCCAACACCCAAGAGAAGGCGGAUGGGAUGGCCCAGGGAGGAGGUCAUAGGUACCUGUGCUGCCUGUCCACCUCGCGUUCGUCCACAGACAAACUGGCUUUUGACGUGGGGCUGCAGGAGGAUACCACAGGCGAGGCAUGCUGGUGGACCAUCCAUCCAGCAUCAAAGCAGCGCUCAGAGGGAGAAAAGGUUAGAGUGGGAGAUGAUCUCAUCCUGGUCAGCGUCUCCUCUGAAAGAUAUCUGCACCUGUCCUAUGGUAAUGGCAGUCUCCAUGUCGAUGCAGCCUUCCAGCAGACACUGUGGAGUGUGGCUCCCAUCUGCUCUGGGAGUGAAGUAGCACAAGGUUUCCUUAUUGGAGGAGAUGUUCUGCGCCUACUUCACGGUCACAUGGACGAGUGCCUAACAGUUCCUUCUGGGGAGCAUGGAGACGAGCAAAGGCGGACAGUGCAUUAUGAAGGCGGAGCAGUGUCCUGUCAUGCCAGGUCACUGUGGAGGCUGGAGACACUGCGAGUCGUGUGGAGUGGGAGUCAUAUCCGUUGGGGUCAGCCAUUCAGACUGAGACAUGUGACCACAGGGAAGUAUCUGAGCAUGGUAGAAGACAAGUCUCUGUUGCUGAUGGACAAAGAGAAAGCUGACGUCAAGUCUACAGCCUUCUGCUUCAGGUCUUCCAAGGAAAAGCUGGACCUGGGUGUGAGGAAGGACGUGGAUGGGAUGGGCACUCCUGACAUAAAGUAUGGUGACUCUGUGUGUUACAUUCAACAUGUUGACACCUGUCUGUGGCUUACUUACCAGACGGUUGAUGCCAAGUGUGCACGCAUGGGUGGAGUACAGAGAAAGGCAAUCAUGCACCAUGAGGGGCACAUGGACGAUGGGCUGACACUAUCGCGAUCACAGCACGAAGAGAGCCGCACUGCAAGGGUCAUCCGCAGUUCUGUCUUCCUGUUCAACUGCUUCAUCAGGGGUCUGGACAUACUAAGAAAGAAAGGAAGGAGCUUCACUUUGGAUCUGCCAAUAGACUCAGUCAGCCUGAGCCUCCAGGAUCUAAUAGGUUAUUUCCAACCGCCUGGAGAUCACCUAGAACAUGAAGACAAGCAGAACCGACUGCGAGCUCUGAAGAACCGUCAGAACCUCUUUCAGGAAGAGGGGAUGAUCAGCCUGGUCUUGGAGUGCAUUGAUCGGCUUCAUGUCUACAGUAGUGCAGCUCAUUUUGCAGAGGCAGUUGGAAAGGAGGCUGGAGAGGCCUGGAGCGCCAUUCUCAACUCCCUCUACCAGCUACUGGCUGCACUCAUCAGAGGGAACAGGAAGAACUGUGCCCAGUUCUCUGGUUCACUGGACUGGCUCAUUAGCAGACUGGAGCGACUGGAGGCUUGCUCUGGUAUAUUGGAGGUGCUUCACUGUGUACUGGUGGAGAGUCCUGAAGCACUUAACAUAAUCAAAGAGGAACAUAUCAAGUCUAUCAUAUCUCUGUUGGACAAACAUGGCCGGAACCACAAGGUUCUAGACGUGCUGUGUUCACUGUGUGUGUGUCACGGCGUGGCAGUGCGCUCUAACCAGCACCUGAUCUGUGACAACCUGCUGCCAGGAAGAGAUUUGUUACUGCAGACCCGCCUGAUCAACCACAUAAGCAGCAUGCGACCCAACAUCUUUUUGGGCGUCAGUGAGGGCUCUGCCCAGUACAGGAAGUGGUACUACGAGCUGAUUGUGGAUCAGGUUUUGCCAUUUGUCACAGCAGAGGCCACUCACCUCAGGGUGGGUUGGGGCAACACCAAUGGCUAUGCACCGUACCCCAGUGGAGGAGAGGGGUGGGGAGGCAACGGGGUGGGUGAUGACCUCUAUUCCUAUGGCUUUGAUGGACUCCAUCUUUGGUCAGGCUGCAUUGCGCGGACUGUUAGCUCACCCAAUCAGCAUCUCCUUCGAUCAGAAGAUGUGGUGAGCUGCUGCCUGGACCUCAGUGUGCCCAGUAUCUCCUUCAGAAUCAAUGGCCAGCCAGUUCAGGGCAUGUUUGAGAACUUCAACUCUGAUGGCCUUUUCUUCCCAGUGGCGAGCUUCUCUGCUGGGGUCAAGGUGCGAUUCCUCCUCGGUGGGCGUCAUGGGGAGUUUAAGUUCCUCCCUCCUCCUGGUUAUGCCCCUUGCUAUGAAGCAGUGUUGCCCAGGGAGAAACUGAAACUGGAGGCUAGUCAGGAUCAGACUGCCACCAGAGACCUGCUGGGACCGACUGUCACUUUGAGCCAGGCAGCAUUCACCCCUAUACCUGUAGACACCAGCCAGAUUAUUUUGCCACCUCACUUGGAAAGGAUCAGAGAAAAACUAGCAGAAAACAUCCAUGAACUCUGGGUGAUGAACAAGAUAGAAUUAGGCUGGAUCUAUGGUGCAGUGAGUAAUGAUAAUAAGCGGCAGCACCCAUGUCUGGUGGAGUUCUCCAAGCUUCCUGAACAGGAACGAAGCUACAAUCUACAGAUGUCUCUGGAAACUCUCAAAACUCUCCUGGCUCUGGGUUGCCAUGUUGGCCUAGCAGAUGAACACGCUGUAGAGAAAGUCAAGAACAUGAAACUUUCAUCAACCUAUGAGUUAUCCAGCGGUUAUAAACCUGCUCCUCUGGAUCUGAGUCACAUCAAAUUGACCUCCACCCAGGAAGCUAUGGUGGACAAGCUAGCUGAGAAUGCACACAAUGUUUGGGCAAGAGAUCGCAUCCGCCAGGGCUGGACCUAUGGCAUACAACAGGUUCUAACAGCUGGAGAGAUGAGGGUCGGCUGGGCCAGGCCAGGAUGUCUACCAGACCAGGAGCUGGGCUCUGAUGAUCAGGCAUUUGUCUUUGAUGGCUUCAAGACAGGUUUUAUACCAGUUUGCAGUCUGGGUGUGUGUCAGGCUGGGAGAAUGAACUUUGGUAAAGAUGUCAGCACUUUAAAGUACUUCACCAUUUGUGGCCUACAAGAAGGCUAUGAGCCUUUUGCUGUUAACAUGAACCGGGAUGUCACCAUGUGGCUUAGCAAGAGGCUCCCUCAGUUUGUACCAGUACCCCUCCACCACCAGCACAUCGAGGUGACGAGGAUAGACGAGACAAUAGAGUCGUGUCCAUGCCUGAAGGUCACUCAGAAGUCCUUCGGCUCACAGAACAGCUACACUGACAUUACCUUCUACAGACUGAGCAUGCCCAUUGAAUGUGCCGAAACCAGGUGCCCACCAAACGGCAGCCUCUUCUCACCAAAGAGGGAGUUGGAGGACUUUGAAAACGUGUCAGACUUUGAGGUCCUGAUGAAGUCAUCUCACAGUCAUAAUGGUCCCAAUGGACCCGACAGAGAUGAAUUCAACAACCACAAAGAUUAUAACCAGGAGAAGCCCUCCAAGCUCAAACAGCGGUUGACGCUGAAGAGAAACAAGCCAGACAACAGCUGUCCCUCAUCUGCUCGUGUGUCGGAGGAGGUGAUGGCUGAUGACAGAGUUAGCUCUGAUUUCCUCAUGCAAGCCUCCACUUACUACUAUUCAGUGCGGAUCUUCCCAGGUCAGGAGCCCAGCAGUGUUUGGGUAGGCUGGGUGACUUCUGACUUCCAUCAGUACGACCCGUGCUUUGAGCUGCACAACGUCCGGACUGUCACGGUUACCCUGGGAGAUGAAAAGGGCAAAGUUCAUGAGAGCAUAAAACGCAGCAACUGUUACAUGGUGUGGGGUGGAGAAAGCAGCAGCCCCAGUCAGGGGAGGAACAACGGCUUAGAGAUUGGCUGCCUGGUUGACACUACAAACGGUCUGCUGACAUUCACAGCCAAUGGCAAAGAACUCAGCACAUACUACCAGAAUGUGAUGCCUCUAUCAGCUGGUCUGUUUAAGAGUGAGAAGAAGAACCCAGUUUCCCAGUGUCCUCCACGGCUGCACAAUGUGAUGCCUCUAUCAGCUGGUCUGUUUAAGAGUGAGAAGAAGAACCCAGUUUCCCAGUGUCCUCCACGGCUGCACGUACAGUUUCUUACUCCUGUUUUAUGGAGUCGUGUUUCCAACCACUUCCUUAAGGUCUCAGUAUCCAGAGCAAAUGAUCGACAUGGCUGGCUGGUGCAGUGUAACAAACCUCUGCAGUUCAUGUCUCUGCACAUACCUGAGGAGAACAGGUCGUUGGAUAUCCUGGAACUGUCAGAGCAGAAGGACUUAUUAAAAUUUCACUACCAUACCCUCAGACUGUACUCUGCCAUCUGUGCUCUGGGAAACAACCGAGUAGCUCAUGCCCUCUGCUCCCACGUGGAUGAGGCACAGCUCCUUUACGCUAUAGAGAAUAAAUAUAUGCCAGGUCUUCUUCGUGCUGGCUACUAUGACCUCCUCAUCGACAUCCACCUGAGCAGCUAUGCUACAGCUCGCCUCAUGAUGAACAAUGAGUACAUUGUUCCCAUGACGAAUGACACAAAGAGCAUCACUCUGUUCCCAAAUGAAAAGAAGAAACAUGGCCUGCCAGGCAUUGGACUCAGCACCUCUUUGAGACCCAGAAUGCACUUCACAUCCCCAAAUUUUGUUUCCAGGCCCGGACCAUCGUGCUUUAACAACGGCAACAGUGGAUCAGGAGAUUGUUUCCAGUACAGCCCUGAAUUCCCCUUAGACAUACUGAAAGUUAAAACCAUUGAGAUGUUGACAGAGGCAGUACGGGAGGGGAGCAUGCACGUACGGGACCCAGUAGGAGGAAGCACAGAGUUUCUAUUUGUUCCACUCAUCAAGCUGUUAUAUACUAUGCUCAUCAUGGGCGUUUUCCAAAACGGAGAUCUGAAGAAUAUCCUCCGACUGAUUGAACCUUCUGUGUUCUGUGAACGACGCAAUGAGCAGGAUGCACUUUGCAAGGAGAUGGAGGUGCUAAAGAAGGGUGAAGCCGAAGGAGGAGGAAAGGAGGGAGUGCUGAAUGUCCCCAAAGAAGGACUGUUAGAGAUGAAGCUGCCAGAGCCUGUAAAACUCCAGAUGUGUCAUGUGCUGCAGUACCUGUGUGACUGUCAGGUGCGCCAUCGUAUUGAGGCAGUGGUGGCCUUCUCUGAUGACUUUGUGGCUUGUCUCCAAGAAAACCAACGAUUUCGUUACAAUGAGGUGAUGCUGGCACUCAACAUGUCUGCAGCCCUUACUGCCAAGAAGACCAAAGAGUUCAGAUCCCCCCCACAGGAACAGAUCAACAUGCUGUUAAACUUUAAGGAUGAGAAGCAGGAGUGUCCCUGUGCUGAAUACAUCCGAGAACAGCUGCUAGACUUCCAUGAAGAUCUGAUGAGGCACUGUGGUAUAGAGUUGGACGAGGACAGAGGCAUAAACUGUGACAGUGACUUCACCAUACGAGGUCGACUCAUGUCACUGGUGGAGAAAGUGGCUUAUCUAAAGAAGAAGAUGGCCAACCUGCCACAGGAAAAAAAAGACAGGAAACCCAGUACCUUACAACAGCUCAUUUCUGAUACAAUGGUGCGCUGGGCUCAGGAGUCAGUUAUAGAGGAUCCAGAGCUGGUCAGAGCUAUGUUUGUCCUACUUCACCGCCAGUAUGAUGGCAUUGGUGGACAGGUGCGGGCUCUUCCUAAAACCUACACUAUAAACUCCGUAUCAAUCGAGGACACCAUCAACCUGUUAGCGGCUCUCGGUCAGAUCAGAUCUCUGCUGAGUGUGCGGAUGGGAAGAGAGGAGGAGAAACUGAUGAUCAGAGGGCUGGGAGAUAUCAUGAACAACAAAGUGUUUUACCAACAUCCUAACCUGAUGAGAGCGUUGGGAAUGCACGAGACUGUCAUGGAGGUCAUGGUCAAUGUGCUCAGUGGAGGAGACUCCAAGGAAAUCACCUUUCCAAAAAUGGUGGCCAACUGUUGUCGUUUUCUAUGUUACUUCUGUCGAAUCAGCCGUCAGAACCAGAAAGCCAUGUUUGACCAUCUGAGUUAUCUGCUGGAGAACAGCAGUGUUGGCCUGGCAUCUCCAUCUAUGCGAGGAUCCACUCCUCUGGAUGUGGCUGCAGCAUCAGUCAUGGAUAAUAAUGAGCUUGCCCUUGCUUUAAGAGAGCCAGACCUGGAGAAGGUGGUACAAUAUCUAGCUGGGUGUGGGCUGCAGAGCUGUGUGAUGCUGGUCCGUAAGGGAUACCCUGACAUUGGCUGGAACCCUGUGGAGGGGGAACGAUACCUUGACUUCCUGCGCUUUGCUGUCUUCUGCAAUGGUAAAAAUGGUUCAGUUGGAUAUGACUUUGAGCGCACUAUUUUCCUUCGGCACACCUUUUGCAGUGACAUGCCAGGGGAAGAGGAAGAUGAUACAAUUCACAUGGGAAAUGCCAUCAUGACCUUCUACUCUGCUCUCAUUGACCUGCUGGGCCGCUGUGCUCCAGAGAUGCAUCUGAUCCAUGCUGGUAAAGGUGAAGCUAUCCGUAUCAGAGCGAUUUUGAGGUCUCUUAUUCCUAUUGAAGACUUGGUGGGAGUCAUCAGUAUUUCAUUCUCUAUGCCUAACCUGGCUAAAGAUGGGUUGGUUGUGGAGCCAGACAUGUCAGCAGGUUUCUGCCCAGACCACAAAGCAGCCAUGGUGCUGUUCCUGGACCGUGUCUAUGGUAUAGAAGACCAGAAUUUUCUUCUCCACCUUCUGGAGGUUGGGUUCUUACCAGACCUGAGGUCUGCUGCCUCUCUGGACACUGUUGCGCUGAGUGCCACAGACAUGGCACUGGCACUCAACAGGUAUCUGUGUACAGCAGUGCUGCCUCUCCUGACUAAAUGUGCGCCACUGUUUGCGGGGACGGAGCCGUUCGCCUCACUAAUUGACUCCCUGCUUCAUACGGUUUAUCGCCUGUCCAAAGGCUGCUGCCUCACCAAAGCUCAGAGGGACUCCAUAGAGGAGUGUCUGCUUGCUGUUUGUGGUAAGCUAAGGCCUUCAAUGAUGCAGCACCUACUCAGGAGGCUGGUGUUUGAUGUUCCUCUACUUAAUGAGCACACCAAGAUGCCUCUAAAGCUGUUGACCAAUCACUACGAGCGUUGCUGGAAGUACUACUGUUUGGCUGGAGGUUGGGGCAAUUUUGGAGUAGCAUCAGAUGAAGAGCUGCACCUCUCUAGGAAAAUGUUCUGGGGAAUAUUUGAUGCCCUGUCCCACAAGCAGUACGACCAGGAGCUAUUUAAACUGGCGCUGCCGUGUCUUAGUGCUGUGGCUGGAGCUCUUCCUCCAGAGUAUAUGGAGUCCAACUACAUGGCCAUGAUGGAGAAACAGUCAUCUAUGGACUCAGAAGGAAACUUCACACCACAGCCUGCAGACACCACCAAGUAUGAUAAAGAGACAUACUGCUGGCCCAUCAGAGAGUCUCUGAAGACCAUGCUUUCAUGGGGUUGGAGCAUUGACAGGAUCAGAGAGGGAGACUCUGUCAACCUUCACAACAAGCCCAGAAGGAUAUCACAGGCCAGUCAGCUUUCUUUUGAAGGAGCUUCAGCUUUCAGUCCAAGACCCACUGAUAUGAGUAACGUGACAUUGUCCAGAGACCUGCAGUCAAUGGCAGAGCUGCUUGCGGAGAAUUAUCAUAAUAUCUGGUCCAGGAAAAAGAAACUGGAGCUGGAAGCCAGAGGUGGAGGAAACCACCCACUGCUGGUUCCGUACGACACAUUGACUGCCAAAGAAAAAUCCAAAGACAGAGAAAAAGCACAAGAUAUCCUUAAGUUCCUCCAAAUCAAUGGUUACAUUGUGUCCAGAGGUGUGCAGUCACAGGAGCUGGACACUCCUGCCAUAGAGAAACGAUUUGCCUACACCUUCCUCCAGCAGAUCAUCACCUACGUGGACCAGGCACACCAACACAUGAUGGAGUUUGGUAAGAAUCUUCUCAUGCAUGUCGUCCUGCCGUUGGUGGAUCAGUACUUUAAAAACCACAGGCUGUACUUCUUGUCCACGGCCAUCCAUCCCAUCAGCAGUGGUGGCCAUGCCUCUAACAAGGAGAAGGAAAUGGUGACCAGUCUUUUCUGCAAACUGGGAGUUCUUGUCAGACAUAGGAUAUCCUUGUUUGGGAACAAUGCCACUUCCAUCGUCAACUGUCUGCAGAUACUGGGACAAAGCCUGGAUGCCAGGACAGUGAUGAAGACGGGCCUGGAGUCAGUGAAGGCGGCUUUACGGUCAUACUUCGACAGCGCAGCGAAGGAUCUUGAGAAGACUCAGGAGAACCUGAAGCUCGGUCAGUUCACUCACAGCAGGGACCAACCACGAGGAGCGACUCAGAUCAUCAACUACACCACCUUCGCCCUGCUCCCCGUCCUCUCCUCACUGUUUGAACACAUCGGACAGAACAUGUUUGGAGAAGACCUCAUUUUGGGUGAUGUCCAGGUUUCCUGCUACAGAAUCCUUAACAGCCUCUUCCUUCUGGGAACCAACAAAAGCAUCUAUGUUGAGAGACAACGUCCAGCAAUGGGAAAGUGUUUAGCAGCCUUCGCAGCAGCAUUCCCUGUUGCCUUUCUCGAGCCUCACAUGAACAAGUUUAACAGCUUUUCCAUCUAUAACAGCAAAGGAAGCAAAGACAGAGCAGCUCUAGGCCUUCCUGGGCAGGUUGGGGAGGUUUGUUCACUGAUCCCCAAUUUGGAGAAGUCUUUGGAGGAGAUUGUAGAGCUAGCAGAGUCCGGCAUGAAGUACACGCAGAUGCCUCAUGUUAUGGAGUUGCUUCAUGUCAUCGAAAAAUUGCCCACGGAACCAAAAGAAGUGGAUAUUUGUCCUGUAGUGAACACUUCAGAGCCAAAGAUGGUCUUCUCCCAGCCAAUCAUCAGCAAAGCCAAACCUCAGCUGUUAAAGACCCACUUCUUGCCCUUGAUGGAGAAACUCAAAAAAAAAGCAGCUGUUGUGCUGAUGGAUGAAGAACAUAGCAAGGCAGAGGGGAGGGGUGAGAUGUCAGAGACAGAGCUCCUCAUCAUGGACCAAUUUACUGUCCUGGUCAGAGACCUGUAUGCCUUCUACCCUCUCCUCAUACGAUUCGUUGACUACAACAGGGCCAGAUGGCUUAAAGAGUCCAAUCCAGAGGCAGAGGAGCUGUUCCGAAUGGUGGCUGAGGUUUUUAUCUUCUGGGCCAAGUCUCACAACUUCAAGAGAGAAGAGCAGAACUUUGUGGUCCAGAAUGAAAUUAACAACAUGUCCUUCCUUAUCACUGACACCAAGUGCAAGAUGUCAAAGGUACAGACACAUAGAUGA